CCGAAGAAGAAGAGGAAGAAGAAGAAGAAGAAGAAGAAGAAGAAGAGGCAAAUUGAAAUCAUUUUGCGCUGCUGUAGCGUCAGUUAAACUUGUUGAGAAACGUUUGUUAAGUCAGUUUGUCUUUAGUAAAUAAUGUUAGAGUUUCAUCGUCGCAAACUUUAGAAGGAGCCUUUAGAAAGUCAUUCAUUCUAACUUCACCGACCACACAGACAGAAAAGUCACUAAAGUUAGCCGCAAAGCUAAAAACAACUGUCGCUAGUUAUUCUGCUCGCUUUUUCAGGGCUAAGUGAAAGCUGUAUGUGUUUUCCUAACGUUAAAUGACGUGUAAACUAGUACUUUACAAUGCCAGACCAUGGUCGUCUUGAGAGAGGGAAUGUGUCCUGGACUGGACGAGGAUUUAGUCCGCGCCCUGCGUGCUGCUGAUAUUAAAACAGUGGAAGACCUGGUUGCAUCUGACACUGAGGACCUUGCACAGAAAUGUUCGGUGUCCUAUAAGGCUCUGUUUGCCAUCCGCAGAGUGCUGCUGGCCCAACACACAGCCUUCCCUGUGUCAGGCGCUGAUCUGUAUGAAGAACUAUUGAGCUCAACCGCCAUCCUCUCCACUGGAAAUCCCAGCUUAGAUAAACUGCUGGAUUCAGGCUUGUACACUGGAGAGAUAACAGAGCUGUCAGGAGGCCCAGGAAGUGGCAAAUCUCAGGUGUGUUUUGGUGUCGCAGUGCACAUUUCUUACCAAUUGAAACAGGGCGUAAUAUAUAUCGAUACAACAGGAGGUCUGACCGCCAGCCGCUUGCUUCAGAUGCUACAAACUGAAACAAGUAACAAAGAAGAGCAGAUGGAAGCUCUUCAGAGGAUUCAUAUCUUCCGUUUGUUUGACAUCUACUCUCUACUCGACUGUCUGUACAGUCUUCGCAGUAGCGGGCUUCAGCAGGCGUCUGUCGGCGGUGGCUCUGUCAAGGCUGUGAUCGUGGACUCGGUGUCAGCUGUUAUCUCUCCUCUACUGGGAGGCAAACAAAAUGAAGGCAUGUCCUUGAUGAUACAAGUGGCAAGAGUUCUUAAGACGAUGGCAAAGGACUUCAAUGUUGCUACUUUGGUGACAAACCACGUAACGAGGGGCGGCAGCAGCGGCGGGGAGGUGCAGCCAGGCCUCGGCGUGUCCUGGAGUCACAUCCCCAGAACCAGGAUCCUGCUGGAGCGAAUAGAGAAGGCCGCCGUCAGCCACUCCAGUCUGCGCUCCGCAACACUGAUCAAGUCUUCUAGACAGCCGUGUCACAUCAAAGAAGAGUUUGACUUGCAGUGGUGGAGUCGCUCUGAAGAAGGAUCCUCAGGAAAGAGAAAACUGGACGAGACUGAUUCCUGAUGAGAGCAAACUAUAAUCCUUUGCCUUAAAUGUCUAACCAAAGGGAGGUACGACACGCCUCUUGCGGAUACAUUCCCAGAUCCAGCUGGGUGACACUCUCUGGGCCUCGCUGUCCUCAUCAGGUUCAGCC
Thunnus maccoyii (southern bluefin tuna) is the source of this 1487-nucleotide messenger RNA. It is a transcript of the gene rad51d, whose product is annotated as RAD51 paralog D. The record is from RefSeq and is a predicted model, not a curated record. NCBI's taxonomy places the organism in Eukaryota, Metazoa, Chordata, Actinopteri, Scombriformes, Scombridae. Gene Ontology annotation, cellular component: replication fork; centrosome; Rad51B-Rad51C-Rad51D-XRCC2 complex. Gene Ontology annotation, biological process: telomere maintenance; DNA strand invasion; double-strand break repair via homologous recombination. The coding region runs from base 353 to 1357 and encodes 334 amino acids. The transcript has 11 exons. Gene Ontology annotation, molecular function: ATP binding; four-way junction DNA binding; ATP-dependent DNA damage sensor activity.